ACGUGCAUCAAGGCGGAAGUAAGGUCAGGCUGUCGUGCGCGCUCAUGUGAGAGAUCCUGCGAAGUACUAGGGACGUUCCACGGCUCGCGCGCUUUCAGACAAUAACGGAAAAAACGGAUAAUUUAACGACGACACACUGAGGCCGCGACACGCGUCUGAGAAACGGAAACAUCUGCGAUGUCAUUUAUUUUUGACUGGAUCUACAGAGGCUUCAGUGGAGUGCUGCAGUUUUUAGGUUUGUAUAAGAAGUCUGGAAAGCUGGUUUUCCUUGGUCUGGAUAACGCUGGGAAGACGACUCUUCUUCACAUGCUCAAAGACGACAGAUUAGGACAACAUGUGCCCACAUUACACCCCACGUCCGAGGAGCUGACCAUCGCAGGAAUGACCUUCACUACGUUUGACCUGGGAGGUCAUGUACAAGCCCGGAGAGUGUGGAAGAACUACCUUCCUGCGGUCAACGGCGUGGUGUUCCUGGUGGAUUGUGCGGAUCACGAGCGUCUCACGGAGUCGAAGCUGGAGCUGGACGCUCUGCUGUCAGACGAGAGCAUCUCCGGCGUUCCCGUGCUGGUUUUGGGGAACAAGAUCGACCGUCCGGAGGCUGUGAGUGAGAUCAGACUGCGAGAGGAGUUCGGUCUGGACGGACAGACCACUGGGAAGGGCAGCGUGUCGCUGAAGGAGAUGAACGUGCGUCCGCUCGAGGUCUUCAUGUGCAGCGUGUUGAAGAAGCAGGGUUAUGGAGAAGGCUUCCGCUGGCUCUCGCAGUACAUCGACUGAGUUCAUCCCUUCUGGCCUGAUCGGAUUUAUUAUCAGCAAUAAGUAUCAAAACCCGCUCCUGACAUGGAUUUAAAAAAGGUAAUUGUGACUUUUCAAUCUUACAAUUCAGACUUUCUUUUCACAAAAUAAAGAGAAAUUCAGAAUUGUGAGAUAUAAAGUCAGAACUGUGAGUCUGUGUUUCCAAAGUCACAAUUCUGAGUUUUUGUUUUCUUAAAAUUGUGAGGAAAGUUUGCCUUGUGAGGUCUCAUAAUUCUGGUUCAUAUCUAGUUUAUAUCUCAGACUUUUUUCCUCACAAAUAAGAAAUAAAAAUCUCACAAUUCUUUAACUACAUCUAGCAAUACUGUUUUCCCCCACAAUGAAACAAUCAAAUAAAAAAAGACAAUUGCAACUUUUUAUCUCACGCUUCAAACUGUUUCUCACAUGAUGGACCUCUUUUCUCAUAAUUCUGAGGAAAAGCCAAAACUGAAUCAAGAAAGUCUGAGUUGUGAGAUAAAGAGUCACAGUUCCUAAAACAAAGUGUCUUGUGGCUUAAACAAGCUUCUAUAAAUCAGAGCGGUUGAUUUGAUCACAUGGUGUGUUUCAGUGGAUAUUUUCUUGAUCGUGUUGUCAUCUGUUCUGCAUGUGUGCAGCUGUAAAUGCAGAAGAUCCUGUAGCCAUGGCUUCUGAGGUAAUGAUCAGAGUACAGGGAAUAAUAUUUAGAGCACGUCUGCAUUCUAAAGCUCUGAUGUGUUUGAGAUGUACAGUAUGCUGUGAUAUAUAUUCUACUGUACAGUGUUUGUGUGGAUGAAGUCAUCAGCUGCCGUCAGUGUUUGUUGAUCAUCAGGAGAAGCUUUGGCUCGUCUGAUAUGAGAGCAUUUACGGCACAGGUGUCAUCUUGUGUUGCAAGUGUGUAAAUACUGUAUAAUGAAGUAUAAAUGUGUUUUAUUGUUCAUAGCUUUGACUUGAGUGUACAGGAAUCCAGCAUAACAGACCGUAAACAUCUAUAAACUAAACUAUUUUAAAGAAUGUUUCUACUGUUGUUAUUUAAUAUCGAUAAUCCACUCUUUAUAUUUUGUCCUUGUUACAGUUGAAUUAUGCAUUUAAGGACUGAGUAAUAUUAAUUAACUACAUGUACUUACUGUAUGGUUGGGAUUAGAGUCUGUUACUUGCAUGUAAUUAUGCAGAAUGUAUUGUUAUUAUAAUAGGAAGUGCAUGUAACCAGUGUAACAAGGACGCCUUAAAAUAAAAUGUAACAAAAAAAGUAACACCUUCUUAACAGUGUACUUGUUACAUGUACUUAGUAUUAUAACAUCAAGCAACUAACCCUAAAUCUAUAGUAAGUACAUGCAUAUUAAUAUUACCCAGUAAUCAGUUGUAUAAUUAAAUUGUAACAAAGGCACCUUAUAAUCAAGUGUAACCCAGAACUCUAUCGAUUGGACAAAAUAUUGCUUUUAAUUGUUAGUUAAAGGGCUGUUAAACAGCAGGAGGCAGCAGAGACUUCAGAUCAUGAGAAGACACACACUGCAAUCCUGACAAACAGCAGUUUAACUGGAGUGUGUUCAGAUAAAGAGUGUAUGCAUGUGGCUAGAAAUGUGUGUUUGAGCCUCAGGGGGUUAAUAAAACACUGUUUGGAUGUGUCUGAAUAAGUCUGAAACACUGAAAGCAUUCUGGUUUCUUCUGCCUGGUUUUCCUUUCCACCUUCAGGAUUUAACAGAUAAAACUAACUACCAUGCAGUAGCUCAAACAGCAACACAAGGUCAUGGGGUCGAUUCCUAGGGAAUGCAUGAGUGAAAGUGUAAGGUAUUUGAUGAAUGAACUGAAAUCAAUGUACACCUUCACAGUAAUGUGAGUGGCUUUAGAUAAAAGCAUUUGCUAAGUGCAUAUAUUGUGUGUUCCUGCCGUAUAUAUCAUCUUUACUGCACAGCAGUGUUAUUCACUAUCACUGAUAUACUAGUUUUUUAAAUAAAUAUUUUUAAUCUU
Messenger RNA from Carassius gibelio (silver crucian carp), 2733 nucleotides. It is a transcript of the gene sar1aa, whose product is annotated as secretion associated, Ras related GTPase 1Aa. The transcript is spliced from 7 exons. The record is from RefSeq and is a predicted model, not a curated record. Gene Ontology annotation, cellular component: COPII vesicle coat; endoplasmic reticulum exit site. Gene Ontology annotation, molecular function: GTP binding; GTPase activity. Lineage: Eukaryota; Metazoa; Chordata; Actinopteri; Cypriniformes; Cyprinidae. Gene Ontology annotation, biological process: vesicle organization; intracellular protein transport; endoplasmic reticulum to Golgi vesicle-mediated transport. The coding region runs from base 178 to 774 and encodes 198 amino acids.